This is a messenger RNA of Heterostelium album PN500, 237 nucleotides long. RefSeq lists its product as uncharacterized. Lineage: Eukaryota; Evosea; Eumycetozoa; Acytosteliales; Acytosteliaceae. The record is from RefSeq and is a predicted model, not a curated record. The transcript is spliced from 2 exons. Bases 1 to 237 code for a protein of 78 amino acids.
AUGGAUUUCCUUGGUCAUGUAGUUGGUCGUAGUGUUAUUAAACCAAUCUUGGGAGAAACCCAAGAUUCUAGAACCGAGGUCAGAUCUUUUAUUGGGCUUGAUGGUUAUUAUCGACGUUUUAUUAAGAAUGUGUCAUCUAUUGAAAUUCCUUUAUUAAAUUUAAUUAAAAGUAAAGAGUGUGAUGAUGCAUUCGCUUAUCUUAAAGAGCUGGAAGAAAGCUAUAGAUGUGCUCAUUGA